AUGUACAUGGAAAAAGACUACAUUUUGUGUAAAAUUGUUUGCAUAGCAUUGGACUACAGAACAUUGCAAGUAAAGUAAACCACAUUUUGUUCUGUGCAAUUUUUUGACAGGAGGAAAGACACUGAGUGUUGUGCCUAUGUGAAAAGAUUUAUAGAAGGCCGUGUUUUUUCAGUGCUAAUGAUCAGUACCAUCUCACUGAAUGCCUUGUGUAUGGUUUUGCAGACCAAUUACGACAUUAGAAAUUAUUUGUUCUUAAUUUUUGAGGUAGUAGAAGUCCUAUUUAUGUCUGUUUAUUGUUUUGAGUUCUGCAUCAAACUUUACGUGGAUCCCCUUGGAUAUUGGAAGAAUGGAUACAAUUUGUUGAAUGUUGUCAUCAUCAUCAUCCUUUCUGUUCCUUUUUAUAUGCGGAAGCUGUUUGGCAGGCACUACCCAUAUCUAAAUAUAGGAGAAGGCAUCCAGUCUCUUCGAAUUCUCAAACUCAUUCCCUACAGCCGAGGAAUAAGGACUCUGAUCACUGCAUUGGGACAGACAAUCUGCACUGUGGCUUCCGUCAUGACCCUGCUGUUCCUGAUGAUGUUCAUCUUUGCCAUCUUAGGCUUUUGUCUGUUCGGAUCAACUGAUGCGGGUGACUUGAAUAACUGGGGAAACCUUGCCGUGGCCUUCUUCACCCUUUUCAGCUUGACCACGGUGGAUGGCUGGACAGAUCUUCAGAAAGACCUGGAUGAGCGGGGGUUUACUCUGAGCAGGGCUUUUACCAUUUUCUUUAUCUUGUUGGGCUCCUUUGUGUUCCUCAGUAUGUUUGUUGGUGUCAUGAUCAUUCACACAGAGGAUUCGAUCAAGAAAUUUGAAAAGGAAUUGGAAGAUGAGCGACAUGUGGCUGUUCUGCAAGAGAAACAAAACAUCCUGAAGAAGCAGCAGGAAGAAGUCAGCAGACUCAUGCAGAAAGGGACAAACAGUGAAUAUAAAACUUUCAGUGAGCUGGUGGAAGGUUUUAAGAAGACUCUGAGACAUUCAGACCCCAUGGUCUUGGAAGAUUUCUGUACCACCCUUCCCUUCAUUGAUAUUUACCUGUCAACACUGGACAACCAAGAUAAUACUAUUUCUAAGCUCCAAGAACUCUAUUAUGAAAUGGUAAACGUUUUGAACCAGAUGCUAGAUGACAUACCAACCAAGAAACGUUCAUUUUCAUCUGAGAGGUCUGUGGAAGUUUAG
Molecule: messenger RNA, 1212 nt
Organism: Vombatus ursinus (common wombat)
Lineage: Eukaryota; Metazoa; Chordata; Mammalia; Diprotodontia; Vombatidae
Gene: CATSPER3
Product: cation channel sperm associated 3
Exons: 7
Biological process (GO): transmembrane transport; monoatomic ion transport
Cellular component (GO): membrane
Molecular function (GO): monoatomic ion channel activity
Source: RefSeq, a predicted model, not a curated record